AUGGAUAAUGUGGGAAAGUCGACAAAGGCUAACCCGAUCGCCCUACGGCUUCCUCGUUGGCUUGUUGUCGCUCACUUGGGCAAUUUCUUCCUUCUGAUCGUUCUGUAUUUACAUGCGUAUAUAACGAUUAUGAGUGUCGAAUGUGAGCUUCCGGAGGUACCGUUGAAAAAACCAGAUGAAAGAACAAAGCGAUCGGCAGCAAAACGAACUCUACCAGUUGAAGUGGAAGAGUAUACGAUCAUCAUUGGAGACAAUACGCUGAUUCCAGUUCGUUUUCGGUAUCCUGAACCUUACUUUUUGCCUUCUGCAUCGCUGAAAUUCAGGAUUCUACAUAGGUUUGGACGCCUGGCCUGA
Haemonchus placei is the source of this 354-nucleotide messenger RNA. NCBI's taxonomy places the organism in Eukaryota, Metazoa, Nematoda, Chromadorea, Rhabditida, Trichostrongylidae. The record is from the annotation of a GenBank genome assembly.